AUGGCGGGGCUCUUCUGGAGGCAAUUUGGGAUCUUGUUCUGGAAGAAUUGGAUCGUUCUGUCUAAACAUCCUGUUCUCAAUCUAGUGCGAUGCUUCAUCCUGCCGGUGGCUUAUGGCAUCUUCCUGGCGACCGCCCAAUUGUUCUUGAUCAAGCCCAACAAUAACGGCCUCGGGACAGCCGUGCCUAUCCCGACGCUGAGGGACACCUACGAUGCCUCCCUGGCCUUCGUCUGGGCCGACGGAACCAACGGCACGAACUCUCCGACACCAGAGGAAAUCAUGGCGCGCGUUACGGCUGGCUUCAGCGAUAAGCAACUCGGCAGCGUGAAGAAAGCAGCAUCCGUUGCAGACAUACCCAAGCUAUGUCCCCAGAACUUCAACUUGUUCUCCGAGUGUUUUGUGGCCAUUGCUUUCAAUGAUAUACCGGAAGGUCUCAAUGACCCCGUCAACUACACUAUCAGAGCAGAUGCUGGCUUGUUUCAUAUUGAUGUUGAACGUCACACGAGUGACUUUGAGCAGAGGAUACUACCUCUGCAAUGGGCUGUGGAUGAGGCCAUCAUACAACUGAGAACCGGUAUACAAACUCCCGUGCCAAUGGAAUGGCCGUUUACGCAAGCCACUAAUGAGGAACAAUCUCGGGAUAUUCGACUAAGUUAUAUUAGAGGCCUACGGACAUUAUUAGUUCUGGCAUUGUUUAUUUGUUUUGUCGGCAUCGCAUAUCAACUCCCCGGAUCCGUGGCCAGUGAAAGGGCGGAAAUGCUGACUGCCCAUCUCAAGGCUAUGGGACUCAUGGAUUCAGCCCGGAUACUUUCAUGGCAUGUCAGUAUCUCAUUAGCCUACCUCCCUGCGUGGAUCAUCGUUGGGCUGAUCUGGCAUUACCGCAUCUUCACCGCGUCCAACGCAGGCCUUAUUCUCGUCGUCCACCUGCUUCUCGGCGUCUCCCUGGCCAGCUGGUCGUUCUUCGUCGCGGCGCCUUUCGGGAAGAGCCCGCAACUAGCGGCGGUAGUGACGACGUUUCUGUCGAUACUCCUCGCGAUAUUAGCGCUUGUAUUCGGUCGAGCGAGCAGUGGUGCGGCGUUCGUAUUCAGCGUCGUAUUCCCGCCUGGGUACUACAUCUUUGCCAUCCGCGCCAUCUGCGGCUUCGAGAACCAUCUACGCCCCGCCAAUCUCCUAGAACCGGAUCCCGAUAAUCAGCUCCGCCUUCUGCCACUGAUCAUCGCAGCCAUCAUCGACGUAUUCAUUUGGCCGUACUUUGCGGUCCUCCUUGAGCGCCGGCUCUACGACCCCCGUGAGCCCACGAACUCCUGGCGGUUCUGGAGGCGCCGCGCCCGCGGGCCCGUCGAGCCCCCAGCGGAGGGCAUCGCGAUAUCCAUCAAAAACCUGCAGAAGACGUUCUCCACCUCGAUGUUCGGGAAGGGAAACACAGUCACUGCCAUAAAGGACCUCAGCUUCGCCGUGCCGAAGUACGGCAUCUACGUCCUGCUGGGAUCGAAUGGCGCGGGCAAGUCGACGGCGCUGUCUGUUAUUGGGGGCCUCGCUGGACGGACGGGCGGGUCCGUGACGUUCGAGGGCGCCCUGGCGCGCCCGCCUCGAGGCACGCUCGGGAUCGUCCCGCAGAAGAAUGUGCUGUUCCCCGAGCUAACGUGUCUUCAGACCCUCCGCGUGUGGAGGGCCGUCAAGCGGUCGGACGGCGCACCGAAGGACGAGGACUUGGAGCAGCUGCUGCGCGAUUGUGAUCUCGAGAGCAAGAUGCACGCUCGCUCGGUCGCGAUGUCGGGUGGUCAGAAGAGGAAGCUGCAGCUGGCGAUUGGCCUCGUCGGUGGAUCCAAGGUUCUUCUCGUCGACGAGUGUACCUCCGGCGUCGACCCCCUAUCCCGUCGGGCUCUAUGGAAGACAUUGACCUCGGUGCGAAAUGAGAGGACGGUCAUUUUCACCACACAUUUCCUCGACGAAGCCGAUCUCCUGGCCGAUCGCAUUGCUAUUCUGGCCGCGCCAGGCAAGCUUGUUGCGGAGGGCACGCCUGUCGCUCUGAAGCGCGAACUGGGCGAAGGGUACAGCGUGCAAGUGCACUUCUCCGCCUCGCUGCCCGCAGAAAAGCUGCAGGCGUCGUGUGCUGAACUCCUGGACCGCGUGCGCUCGAUAGCUGCAGCAACAUAUCUUACGACGUCCUCUCCCUUUCUGGUCUGUUUUCAUCUGAAAACUAGGGAUCCCGCUGCGGUCGAGCAGGUGCUUCGAUUGCUGGAAGAAGAGAAGCAAGUUUCGGGGAUCGCUUCCUACGAAGUGCUCGGGACAUCUGUCGAAGACAUCUUCUUGGACCUGAUGGCGCGUCACGACGAUCAUCCGGGGAUGGCAGAAAAGGCGUCUCUAUCUAGCAGCUCGUCACCGGGAAAGCCGAAUACGCAGGGCUUGGAACUCGCCCCAGGCCGCAGCGUGUCGCCGCUACACCAGGCGUUCACGAUAUUCCGCAAACGGGCGCUCGUCGCACGGCGCAGCUGGCUCUCCCCGCUCCUCGCCGUUCUCAUCGCUAUCGCCGGCUCGACGAUCCCCCUGGUGUUCAUCACCAACCGCGAGCAAACGUGCACCGUCCGCUUUCGCAACUCGACCAACAUCGCGCUGUUCCUCCCAGAGUCCUCGCUCAUUCCGUUUGGGUUCGGCAAUGGCUCGCGCGUGGUCGUUUCGCCGCCGGCGAUUGUCUCAGGUCUCGGAAACGCUACGAGGUUUUUGCGCGUGAAUGAUGUUGCGGAUAACGCCUCGUUUGUGGCGACUAUCGAGCAGAGCUAUAGAAAUCUUUCCUUGGGCGGUGUUUCUCUCGACGUUGAGUCGUCCAACUCGCUGGUCGCCUGGGAAGCCAGUUCCCCCGGGCUGAUGGGGCCCGCCAUGCUGAACCUUGCCUCGAAUAUUCUUUACAAUCGAGCACUCAAUUCUUCCGGGAACUCGGCGGGCACGCCGAAUAUAAUUCAGGCAAGCUAUGAAGCCUUUCCUGCUAUCAACGCUGGGACUCUAGUGGCCUUGAAAUGGGUCGCAUUCUUCGGUGCUGCCAUGGCGGUGUAUCCGGCGUUCUUUUCGUUGUAUGUUUGCAGGGAGCGCAGAUCAGCCGUACAGGCUAUGCAGUUCUCGAACGGACUGUCCAAUCCUGUGGGCUUGUGGAUCGGGCAUCUGCUCUUUGAUUCUAUUUGCGGGGUCAUCAUCGCCACAGUAGUUGUGAUUGUCUUUGUCGCCGCCUCUAAUCAAUUUCAUGGCUUGGGCCUGCUCUGGCUGGUGCUCGUACUCUACGGCAUCGUUGGCGCGCUGUUCGCGUAUUCUGUAGCCCUCUUCAUGCCGUCACCCCUCGCUGCUUUCGCCGCCGUCGCGGGGUAUCAAAUCAUCAUGUUCAUAUUAUACCUCGCUGGCUAUCUCUUGACCUUGACGUACGCUAAAAACUCCGAAGCAGGCCGCAUCAUCACGAUCAUACACUUUACGUUGUCGAUACUGUCUCCUGUCGCCAGUGUGAUGCGGGCGGCGUUGGUAUCCGUGAAUCUCUUCUCUUUGCUAUGCGAUGGCUCGUCGCCGGUGACGACGGCGUCCAUGGGCGUUAUCACCAGAUUUGGAGGCCCUAUACUCUACCUCAUUGUCUACGGCUUCGUCCUUCUUGGCGUCUUGGUCUGGGUGGACUCGGGCUCUAUCUUUUCAAGGCAUAGUCGCAGGGCUCACUCAUCCGUGGCUCCAAACUCAGACCCUACGAAGUUAGACGUAGCCCAAGAGGCCCACGCCGCGUUGAACUCGCAGGAUAUCCUACGGGUCCAGCAUAUGUCGAAAUCAUUUGGGAGCAACAAGGUAGUCGACGACGUGAGCUUUGGUGUUUCCCGGGACGUUAUCUUCGCUCUGCUCGGACCCAACGGUGCCGGUAAAACCACCACCUUUAACGUAAUACGUGGAGAUGUGAUACCCGACUCAGGAGAUGUCCUGAUCAACGGGAUUUCCGUGGUCGAUAGCCCACAGCUUGCCCGGCUUAAUAUUGGCGUCUGCCCACAGUUCACCGCCAUCGAUUCACAGCUGACAGUUCAGGAGCAUCUCUUGACUUACGGGCGAUUGAAAGGCCUAGGGAAGCAGGAGCUCCAAGUGACCAUCGACUCGCUCCUUGGUGCCACAGGCCUAGAUGUAUAUUCAGACCGUCUAGCCAGCAAACUGUCAGGUGGAAACCAGCGAAAAUUAUCCUUGGCCAUUGCCAUGAUGGGAAAUCCUAGUGUGAUCCUCAUUGAUGAAUUUUCCACUGGCGUCGACGCCAAGAUGAAAAGGGAUAUGUGGGGUACUCUUCGCAAUGUCGCCCGGGGCAAAGCGGUCAUCAUCACCACUCAUUCAAUGGAAGAGGCCUCUGCUCUGGCCAGUAAAGUUGGCAUCAUCGCUAAGCGGAUGCUAGCGGUCGAUACAACUAGCGCGCUCUCCGCUCGGUACGCACUGUAUGAAGUUCACUUUUCGUGUCACUCGAGGGAAGAUGUCCUCAAAGCGCAGCAAGUUAUGGCGCACAUACCCGGCUCCCGUCUGGCUGAAGAUGUCGCGACUCGAUUCGAAGUCCCAAUAGCAAAGGAGAACGGGUUAUCGUUGCCCGAUCUCUUCCAUACUUUGUCUAGCAACAGCGACUUCUCCGAAUACACGGUGGAGAAGGCAACCCUUGAAAGCGUGUUCUUGAAGGUAAUUCGGGCGAACAAUAUAGCAGAGGAUGAUCAGAUGCAUUCAACAAAAAGAUUUUGGUGUUGCUAG
Messenger RNA from Pleurotus ostreatus (oyster mushroom), 4737 nucleotides. RefSeq lists its product as uncharacterized. Gene Ontology annotation, biological process: transmembrane transport; lipid transport. Gene Ontology annotation, molecular function: ATP hydrolysis activity; ABC-type transporter activity; ATP binding. NCBI's taxonomy places the organism in Eukaryota, Fungi, Basidiomycota, Agaricomycetes, Agaricales, Pleurotaceae. The record is from RefSeq and is a predicted model, not a curated record. Gene Ontology annotation, cellular component: intracellular membrane-bounded organelle; membrane. The transcript is spliced from 20 exons. The coding region runs from base 1 to 4737 and encodes 1578 amino acids.